AUGAAGCAUACAAACAACGCGUUUCUCGGUAUUACGACUCGAGGGUCAAACCCCGCUAUUUCCGAAUUGGGGACUGGGUUAUGCGAAAAGUCUCUCUGGCAACCAAGAACCCCACGGAAGGAACCCUCGGACCUUCCUGGGAUGGACCUUACGAGAUCAUCGGUAUACUUCGAUCGGGAACUUAUCGGCUAA
Messenger RNA from Prunus armeniaca (apricot), 192 nucleotides. NCBI's taxonomy places the organism in Eukaryota, Viridiplantae, Streptophyta, Magnoliopsida, Rosales, Rosaceae. The record is from the annotation of a GenBank genome assembly.